AUGUCGACGCUAAUCACAGGCGAGACGUCGUUUACGCUGCUGCAAGACCUCGAGAAAGAAAUCAAGACAUGGGUGGACACCGGCAACAUCCCGAAGCUGGAAAAAUUGGUGCUGAACGGGUUCGGCGACUUUCUGGUGGGCGUCAUCGACGAAACAAACAACAAGACGAGUCUCAAGUUCCUGCAAACCCUGCCCCAGUACCAGGUAUGA
Soboliphyme baturini is the source of this 210-nucleotide messenger RNA. NCBI's taxonomy places the organism in Eukaryota, Metazoa, Nematoda, Enoplea, Dioctophymatida, Soboliphymatidae. The record is from the annotation of a GenBank genome assembly.